UGCUCUCAGUGUGGAAAGAGUUUUACACAUAAAUCAAACCUUAAGAAUCACAUGUUAAUUCAUGCUGGGAUAAAGCCUUUCAGCUGCUCUCAGUGUGGAAAGAGUUUCAUGUGUAAAGUAAGCCUUAAGAAUCACAUGUUAAUUCAUGCUGGGAUAAAGCCUUUCAGCUGCUCACAGUGUGGAAAGAGUUUUACACAGAAAAGACAACUUAAGAAUCAUUUGGUAACACACACUUCAGAAAAACCUUUCAGCUGCUCUCAGUGUGGAAAGACUUUCACUUGUAAAGCAAGCCUUAAGAGUCACAUGUUAAUUCAUGCUGCGAUAAAGCCUUUCUCCUGCUCUCAGUGUGGAAAGAGUUUUACAUAUAAAACACGCCUUAAUAGGCACAUGUUAGUUCAUACUGGGAUAAAGCCUUUCAGCUGCUCUCAGUGUGGAAAGAGUUUUACACUGAAAGGACACCUUAAGAAUCAUUUGGUAACUCACACUUCAGAAAAACCUUUCAGCUGCUCUCAGUGUGGAAAGAGUUUUACACAGAAAGGACAACUUAAGAAUCAUUUGGUAACUCACACUUCAGAAAAACCUUUCAGCUGCUCUCAGUGUGGAAACACUUUCAUGUGUAAAGCAGAACUUAAGAAGCACAUGUUAAUUCAUACUGGGAUAAAGCCUUUCUCCUGCUCUCAGUGUGGAAAGAGUUUUAGAAAGAAAUCAUGCCUUAAUAGGCACAUGUUAAUUCAUACUGGGAUAAAGUCUUUCAGCUGCUCUCAGUGUGGAAAGAGUUUUACACAUAAAUCAAACCUUAAGGAUCACAUGUUAAUUCAUGCUGGGAUAAAGCCUUUCAGCUGCUCUCAGUGUGGAAAGAGUUUUACACAUAAAUCAAGCCUUAAGAAUCACAUGUUAAUUCAUGCUGGGAUAAAGCCUUUCAGCUGCUCUGAGUGUGGAAAGAGUUAUACACAGAAAAGACAACUUAAGAAUCAUUUGGUAACUCACUCUUCAGAAAAGCCUUUCAGCUGCUCUCAGUGUGGAAACACUUUCACGUGUAAAGCAAGCCUUAAGGAUCACAUGUUAAUUCAUGCUGCGAUAAAGCCUUUCUCCUGCUCUGAGUGUGGAAAGAGUUUUACACUGAAAGGACACCUUAAGAAUCAUUUGGUAACUCACACUUCAGAAAAACCUUUCAGCUGCUCUCAGUGUGGAAAGAGUUUUACACUGAAAGGACACCUUAAGAAUCAUUUGGUAACUCACACUUCAUAAAAGCCUUUAUCUGCUCUCAGUGUGGAAACACUCACUUGUAAAGCAAACCUUGAGAAGCACAUGUUAGUUCAUACUGGGAUAAAGCCUUUCUCCUGCUCUCAGCGUGGAAAGACUUUUACACUGAAAGAACACCUUAAGAUUCAUUUGUUAACUCACACUUCAUAAAAGACUUUUAUCUGCUCUCAGUGUGAAAGGUCUUUGACAAAUAAAGGAUACCUUGAGAAUCACAUGUUUAAAGUGGUCAUUGAAUGCCCAUUUUCCACAAGUUUAUAUGAUUCUUUAGGGUCUUAAAGGGGUCAUAUGAUGCAAUUUUUAAACUUUCUCUUUGGAGUGUUACAAGCUCUUGGUGCAUAAAGAAGAUCUGUUAAGUUGCAAAGACUAAAGUCUCAAAUCCAAAGAUAUAUUCUUUAUAAAAGUUAAGGGUCAACCACACCCUCUAAAACGGCUUGUUCUAACAUGCUGCCACAUCUCUAUGUCUCUAUGUGGGAAGAAUUGCAUAACACCGACCCAAAGGUUCACGCAAAGAUAGAAGGCAUAACUUUUAUUCUCUCUUUUGCCGCAGCUGCCAUGUUG
Messenger RNA from Cyprinus carpio (common carp), 1821 nucleotides. RefSeq names its product oocyte zinc finger protein XlCOF6-like. The transcript has a single exon. The record is from RefSeq and is a predicted model, not a curated record. Lineage: Eukaryota; Metazoa; Chordata; Actinopteri; Cypriniformes; Cyprinidae. The annotation marks the transcript as partial.